This is a messenger RNA of Lodderomyces theae, 1281 nucleotides long. Its product is annotated as ubiquitin-protein ligase. Lineage: Eukaryota; Fungi; Ascomycota; Pichiomycetes; Serinales; Debaryomycetaceae. The transcript has a single exon. The coding region runs from base 1 to 1281 and encodes 426 amino acids. The record is from RefSeq and is a predicted model, not a curated record.
AUGUGCAGAAACAGAUUCCAUCAAGUCCACAUCCUGCUAAAGGAUAAGCCGGACGCGAUAACGCGGACAAUCCGUAUUCAAGAUAAGCUACUACCCAAUCCCGCAAUAAACCAAAUUCCAUCACGAUAUAUUGUCAACUUAAAUGACUCCACCAACGAAGUGGAAGAUGCCAAUUCGUAUACUCAAGAAGCCGGGUUCUGUUGCCUUUGUUCCAUAACAAGGCGAACCUCUCCGCUUAUUCCUUGUCAAGAAUGUUCGUCAGGCUUCCACGUGAACUGUCUUGGAAUAAGCGAUGCUGGUUCUGACGAUUAUUUCCACUGGUACUGCCCCAUGUGUGACUGCUAUCAGGAAACAGCUCUUCCUAUGAGACCAAUACGAAGAUCGCUAUUUUCGGGAAUGACAGGGAGACAAUCGUCAUCGACAAGGCGAUUAGUAAUACGAAAUGAAAAUGACGAGAUCGAUGACGAUUUCUUGUACAAUGAAGAUCCAAUGCCGGUAUUUGGUGACCUUCAACCACGCCAUGAUGAAGUUGCAAGAGCCAGCGACGUUAUCAAUGGAGGCGUGAUACUACGAAGAGAGCAAAAAUUGAGGCUGCGUUUAAGUAAAGAGGAAGUUAGUUCGUGGGAUAUGUUUGAGCAAGCUCGCAAUCAGAGAGGAGGAGAUGAUGACGUUACUAUGGAUGUCCAUUCGUCAUCCACGAUGCCUGAUGUUGCCAAGCGUAGACGGAGAAGGAAACGACCUGACCGCAGCCUUGCGCCAUCCACCUUGACCCAGGAGCAACACGCCGCCCCUCUAGCUGAGAGCUCAUCGAUGCAAGAAAGUCGGAUAUCGAACUUGAUUGGCCAACUAAAACAAGCAAAAAGACAACACAAUACACUGGCUUUAGCGCCAACGUCAGUAGUGGCAAUGGCACCUCUCGCACAAUCACCGUCAAGCAUUCUCCCUUCAUUAUCUGCUUCUGACUCGGCGGCUUCAACGGGAAAUAGUCCGAUGGAAUCAGCCGCUUAUUCAAGUGACGAUAACGAGCAUAUUUUUCGACGAGAAUUGACAUUGGAUGAAAAGUUGGUGAUACAAAAGAUUGUCCGGGGUAAAUUGAAACCCAAAUACAAACCCGGAUCAAACGACAAAGACAGCAUUUCAAAUGAGGAGGAGUUCAUUGCAAUAAACAAGCGUGUGUCGAGGAAGAUUUAUGCACAUAUAAUCAAUUCCGUGGGUGAAAUAGACGACUAUUUCAAAAAUGAGGUAAAAUUGAGACGAGUGAUAAAUGAAUACAUACAGUGA